AUGGCUGAAAAACAGAAAAAAUUUGAUGCAUGUGUAAUUCGUACAAGUGAUGCUGAUUUUAUUGUUGCUGAAUGGCACCAGUUAGUAACAACUGCUAAUAAAUCAAAACUCACUGUUGGAUCAUGUGUUGGAUAUAAAAAGUCAACAAAUAAACGGGAGAAGAUUAUUCGUGGCACAAUUAUGAUUAUUGGUUCACUGCAAGUAUGUGAAAAACAAAAAAAAUUAUUAAUGGCAAAGGUUACUAGUAAAAAUGGUGCAGCACAAAAAUUUGAUGAAAAAGAUGAAUGUGAAUCUGAGCCAACUGGUAUUUCAAAUAGUAAAAAUGAUUUAGAGUUGAACGAUGAAGAUUCAUCUGACUCAAAUGAUGCACGUUUGGAAAUUGAUAUUGAACAAGAAAAAAAUUGUGAUGAAAAUAACUCAAAACAAAAUCAAUCUAAUCAAGCAACAAUCAAUGAACCACGAAACGACAAUCGAUCCAAGACAUCAGAAGCAUCACCUUUAAGUGCUGCCUAUACAGAAGAAAAAACAACUAGUUUAUUUAAACGAAAGAGUGUUGAUUCUGGCAGUGAAGCACAAUAUGUAGAAACAAAACGAAUACGAAUUUCCGUGAGUUCUUAUGAGGAACUCAGAAGGGAAAACAAUCGAAUGAAGAAAGAAAUUGAAAAAUAUAAAACGGAAUGGAUGCCUCGUCCAACUGAUCCAAGUGUUAUAAGAUAUUUUGUACGUAUGGGAGAACUACUUUCCUGUGCUGGUGAAAUGGAAGAAGGAAGAGGUGAAAAAUUGAUUAAGAUUUGUGACCGAUUAACUCGUUCUAUUAUACGUGCCUGUUAUCCACUACAUGCUCGAAUGGAUGUUCUUGAAGAAGGUAUUGAUGAUGAUCUUCGACAAGCUGUCCAUGAUUACGUUAACAUGUUUCAUGGUAUGGAAAGUCUGACGGGAGGAAAAAUUAAUGAAAGUAUCAACAAUGUUUUUCGUAGUGCCAAAACUCAGCAAAAACAAGAUGGAAAAAAUGAAUCUCAACAAUCAACUUCCAAUAAUUCAAAACUCUCGACAAGUUCAGAUUCAUUAUCAAGACCUAUUGAAAAAGUAGAUUUAGCUGCGACUUUAGUCGCGCUGAAAAAUCGUCAUUCUUUAUCAGCAGUCUGCAUCAACGAUAUAUGUUCACUAUUGUGUGUUUUAAAUGUGCCUGGUGCUCCUCGUAGUUGGUUUCAAAUCAAAAAAGCACUUGAUAAAUCAUGUGCAUCUACUCUUGAUCGAACAGUGUGGUGGAUAUGUCCAAGUUGCAAAAAGGUCUCUGAUAACAAGUCCACUUGCUCAAAUGCUAAUUGUAGCUGGCGUUUUGUACCCCCUGCAUCAAUGCCAAAUUAUUUUUAUACUUUUAAUAUUCGUGAUCAACUUUCUUCAAUAUUAGCUACUACAGCAGAUAUGUAUUUACAAAAACGUACAAACGUUACACCACAUUCAAUUUUAACAAUGAAAGAUAUUGUUGAUGGUAACUAUUAUCGAAAACUACUUGAUGAAGAAUCUGACGACAUUUUAACUCUAACUAUGAGUACAGACGGAAUACAACCAUUUAAAAGUACAGAAAAGUCAAUAUGGCCUGUAACUUUUAUAAUUAAUGAAAUUAAACGUAAAAAGCGAUUCACCUUCCAAAACUUAAUACUUGGUGGAGUCUGGCCUGGUCCUGCAAAACCAAAGCGGUUUGAAAUGUCGGCUGUGUUGGAAACAAUUAUUCUACAACUUAAGGAGUUGGAGAAAGGGUCUUAUUUUGAAUGCUGUUCAGAUGCAGGCUACGUUUCACGAUUUUUAAAAGUUUUUUUAAUUUGUGCAUGUAUGGAUAAACCAGCACAAGCAUUGGUACAAAAUUUACCUGAACCAACUGCAAAAUUUGGAUGCGGAAGAUGUGAAAUUCGUGGCUAUACUGUGUUGUCAUCUGCCAAUUCUGAUCAUCCAAUUAAUUGUUUUCCUAUUGAAAACUCUCUGAUUCAACCACAGUUAAGAACAAAUGAUCGAUAUGAUUAUCUUAUUUUAAUUAAAGAACUAAAUGAUAUUGAAAUAGAAAAAAUUAAUCGUCAUUCACUUGAUCGCAAAGGUAAGCGUCAACUCAAGCAAAAAUUAAUCAAAAAUAAGGAGUCUGAACAUGGAAUCCUCGGUCCUUGUGUGCUUCGUCAAUUGAAAUAUUUUGACGUUGGAUUCAGUUUUGUAUCAGAUAAUCUACACAACGUGUAUCAAGGUGUAACUAGGAAGUUAUUGUCUCUUUGGCUUCGUGCUGAUUAUAAAAGAGAAGAUUGGUCGUGUUUUAAUCAUAUCCAUCAACUGUCAUCAAUGCUUCAAUCGUUUCGUUUUCCUUCAACAACUGGUCGACGACCACGUUCACUACUUAAAUUCAAAAAGUCUUAA
Rotaria sordida is the source of this 2400-nucleotide messenger RNA. The record is from the annotation of a GenBank genome assembly. NCBI's taxonomy places the organism in Eukaryota, Metazoa, Rotifera, Eurotatoria, Philodinida, Philodinidae.